AAGAUGGCGGCGCCGCGGUAGCCUGCUCCAGGUUGUGGCGUCCAAGGAGCCGCGACGGUUUCUGCCCUCGGGCCGUGGGGGCGGCAGCGCUUGACUGGCCCCUGCGGCGGCCCGUAGUCCCGCGUUAGGCACCGGUUCAGGGCUGGGCUGUUGCUGUCGCGGCGGGUUCGGGUGUGCGAGUGACCUCGCUGCAGGUGUCCUGCGCCGGACGCCCUCGCCAGAGGAGGAGGAGAAGGAGGGUAACCCGCCUACUCGGUCUUCCGGACCUGCGGGCCUUCAUGAGGCCCCUCGGGGCUCUGGAAGAGUUAGCUGUAUCUCUGACGGGAUUGUGGGAGUUCGAGCCUUCGAGUGUGCGAGAGACAGCCUAGUACCCCUGAGGGCGCAAAGAAGACCGCAAGGACUUUGCUUCCUCUUCCAGAGGCAUGGCUUCCCUGCAUUGAUUACCCCGCAUUCUUUCUCACUUCUUCUCAAUGUUCUCUCCAUACAUCUGGAAAUAUGAUCAGCGCCCCUGACGUGGUGGCCUUCACCAAAGAGGAGGAGUACGAGGAGGAGCCUUACAAUGAGCCCGCCUUGCCCGAGGAGUACUCGGUGCCACUCUUCCCCUUCGCCAGCCAAGGAGCCAACCCAUGGUCCAAACUGUCCGGGGCCAAGUUCUCUCGGGACUUCAUCCUUAUUUCCGAGUUCUCCGAGCAGGUGGGCCCCCAACCCUUGCUGACCAUCCCCAAUGACACCAAAGUUUUUGGUACUUUUGAUCUCAAUUACUUCUCCUUGCGGAUCAUGUCUGUGGAUUACCAGGCCUCCUUUGUGGGCCAUCCCCCGGGUUCUGCCUACCCCAAGCUGAACUUUGUGGAGGACUCCAAGGUGGUGCUGGGAGACUCCAAGGAGGGAGCCUUUGCGUACGUGCACCACCUUACCCUGUACGACCUGGAGGCCCGGGGCUUUGUGAGGCCCUUUUGCAUGGCUUAUAUCUCAGCGGACCAGCACAAAAUCAUGCAGCAGUUUCAGGAGCUCUCAGCCGAGUUUUCCAAAGCUUCUGAGUGCUUGAAGACGGGCAACAGGAAGGCAUUUGCGGGAGAACUUGAAAAAAAGCUGAAAGACUUGGAUUACACCAGGACAGUGCUGCACACCGAAACAGAGAUCCAGAAGAAGGCCAACGACAAGGGCUUUUACUCAUCUCAGGCAAUUGAGAAAGCCAACGAGCUGGCCAGUGUAGAGAAGUCCAUAAUUGAACACCAAGAUCUGCUGAGGCAGAUCCGCUCAUACCCUCAUCGGAAGUCGAAGGGGUCUGCCUUGUGUUCUGCGGAGACAGAGCACACGCAGGAUCAGGCCGACCAGGUAGCCACUACCUCUAACCCUGAUGAGUCGGCUGACGCGGACCUUUACGCCUGCAGACCUGCCUACACCCCCAAACUCAUCAAAGCAAAGUCCACCAAGUGUUUUGACAAGAAGUUGAAGACCUUGGAAGAGCUCUGUGACACGGAGUACUUCACCCAGACCCUGGCUCAGCUCAGCCACAUAGAGCACAUGUUCAGAGGAGACCUGUGCUACCUCCUGACCAGCCAGAUUGACAGAGCGCUUCUAAAGCAACAGCACAUAACAAACUUCCUCUUUGAAGAUUUUGUGGAGGGGGACGACAGAAUGGUAGAGAAACAAGAGAGCACGCCCCCUAAGCCCAGUCCAGGCAGGCCGCCUUCCAGGUCUCCGGAAGAGUGUCCGAUUCCUCAAGUGUUCAUUAGCGUCGGUUCUUACAAGUCCAGUGUGGAGUCUGUGCCGAUCAAGAUGGAGCAGGAACUUGGGGAUGAGGAGUACAAGGAAGUGGAGGUGACAGAAUUGAGCAGUUUUGACCCCCAGGAAAACUUGGACUGCCUGGAUAUGGAUAUGAAAGGGAGCGUCAGCAGUGGCGAAAGCAUCGAGGUUCUGGGCACGGAGAAGUCCACCUCUGUGCUGUCUAAGUCUGACAGCCAGGCCAGCCUCACGGUGCCAUUGAGCCCCCAGGUGGUCCGGAGCAAAGCAGUCAGCCACAGGACCAUCAGCGAGGACAGCAUCGAAGUCCUCAGCACCUGCCCCUCUGAGGCCCUCAUCCCCGAUGACUUUAAGGCCACCUACCCAAGUGCCAUUAACGAAGAAGAAUCGUACGCAGAUGACAGCGAGGGAGCCAUCCACUUCCAGGCGAGCCUCAGCCCGCCAGAGCUGGCUGAGGCAGAGGAGGGCAGCCUAGAAAACACCCUGUCCCAAACGGACUCCUCCUGCUGCAUUGGGAAGGAGAGUGACAGUCUGCGGGUGCCCCUCUCCACGCCAGCCCAUACACACUCUGACCCGGACGGAGUAGUGAGCAGCCCCCCGCAGCGCUACAGGCAGAAAGACCAGGGGUUCCAUGUGGACUUUGCGGGGGAAAACGCCAGCCCUUCCCGAGACAACAGUUCUGAAGGCUUCCCUGCCUUUGAGCUGGACCCGAGCCGCCUGCUGGCUAGCCGGGAUGUCAGUAAGACCAGCCUGGACAACUACUCGGACACUACCAGUAAUAUGAGCAGUAUAGCCUCCACCAGCUCAGACAGGACUCCCUCCUCUGCUCAUCCCACCGGGCCCUCUUCUGAGAGGCAUAAAAAGAGGGCUGGCCAGAACGCCUUAAAAUUCAUCCGUCAGUACCCCUUUGCCCAUCCAGCCAUCUACUCCCUGCUCAGCGGGAGGACCCUUGUGGUCCUGGGGGAGGAUGAGACCAUAGUGAGGAAGCUCGUGACGGCGCUGUCCAUCUUUGUCCCCAACCACAGCCGUCACGCCAAACCGGUGAAGCACUGGGUCUCCUCUCCUUUGCACAUCACAGAUUUUCAGAAGUGGAAGCUGAUCGGCCUGCAGAGAGUGACGUCCCCAGCCGCCGCCGGCACCCUCCACACCCUGAGCCGCUACAGCCGCUACACGAGCAUCCUGGACCUGGACAGCAAAACCCUGCGCUGCCCCCUCUACAGAGGCGCCCUGGUGCCCCGGCUGGCCGACCACCGCACUCACAUCAAGCGGGGCAGCACCUACUACCUGCACGUCCAGAGCGUGCUCACCCAGCUCUGCUCCAAGGCCUUCCUCUACACCUUUUGCCACCACCUGCACCUGCCUGCCCACGACAGGGAGACCGAGGAACUGCUGGCCAGCCGCCGGGCGAGCUUCCUGAAGCUGAACCUGGGUCUGGUGAACGAAGACACGAAGGUGGUCCAGUACCUGGCUGAGCUGCUGAAGCUGCACUACGUGCAGGAGCCUCCCGGGACCGGCCACCCCACGCUCAGGUUCGACUACGUCCCCAGCUUUUUGUACAAAAUCUGAGGUCAGUCCCAG
Messenger RNA from Neofelis nebulosa (Clouded leopard), 3321 nucleotides. RefSeq names its product SMCR8-C9orf72 complex subunit (gene SMCR8). The transcript is spliced from 2 exons. Gene Ontology annotation, cellular component: guanyl-nucleotide exchange factor complex. The coding region runs from base 496 to 3309 and encodes 937 amino acids. The record is from RefSeq and is a predicted model, not a curated record. Lineage: Eukaryota; Metazoa; Chordata; Mammalia; Carnivora; Felidae. Gene Ontology annotation, molecular function: GTPase activator activity.